This is a messenger RNA of Tigriopus californicus, 1358 nucleotides long. Its product is annotated as N(G),N(G)-dimethylarginine dimethylaminohydrolase 1-like. Gene Ontology annotation, molecular function: amino acid binding; dimethylargininase activity. The coding region runs from base 355 to 1245 and encodes 296 amino acids. Gene Ontology annotation, biological process: arginine metabolic process; positive regulation of nitric oxide biosynthetic process. The transcript has a single exon. The record is from RefSeq and is a predicted model, not a curated record. NCBI's taxonomy places the organism in Eukaryota, Metazoa, Arthropoda, Copepoda, Harpacticoida, Harpacticidae.
UAUGUUGUAGUAUAAAGGUACGCUCGAACGUACGUGCUUGGUCCUGGAAGUGCUGGAAAUAAGAGCGCCCUCUUUCGUUUGCGUUCGAUACGUACCUCGUGCGCAGAGUAGAACAAUCAAACGGCUUCAAUCCAGAAUUGGCGUCCACAUCCCCCUCGACUCUAAAAAGUGAUAAAGGAGCGGCGUCACCAAUUGGUAGCCGGGUAACCGCAUUGCUGCAUGUUAAAGAAUCGUAUAUAAUGGAGAAACGCGCUCACUUCAAUUUAGUUCAAAACAGGCUUUACUCAAGAUAGCAAAUACCUUCCUCACUUAACACUGCUACAGUACCCCCAUUGUUGUACUACAACUGCCAAAAUGAGUCCCAUGGCCAGUACCACUAGCUCCGUCAACGGAGUCUCCGAUCCCAAGUCAACUCACGGAUUCCGACAAUUCACCAAUGUCAUUGUUAGCCAGAUCCCCGAUAGCUUCGCCGUCAAUCCCGAAGGCCUAAGUGGCAAGAUUGAUCUGGAUCUGGCCCGAGAGCAACACCACAAGUACGUCCAAGCCCUCCGAAGUGCCGGGGUUGAUGUCACCAUUUUGCCCGCCAAGGAGGAGUUCCCGGAUUGCGUUUUCGUCGAAGAUGUAGCCACCAUUGUUGAGGGCGUGGCUCUCGUUACUAAGCCGGGCGUGGCCAGUCGUCGAUGGGAGACUGAGCGCAUCAAGCCUAUUCUAAAGCAACAUGGCCUUAUUGUGGCUGAGGUUCUGGACGAGGAGGCCACCAUUGAUGGCGGAGACGUGAUCUUCACCGAGAAAGAGAUCCUGGUUGGUCUCUCUAAACGCACGAACAGUCGAGGUUUCGAGGCUGUAAAAGAGGCCUUCCCAGGUUUCAAUGUGGUCGGUGUGCCCGUUUCUGGACCUCUGCAUUUGACCACCCUCAUUGGUUUGAUCGAUGAGGAUACCCUCUGCGUCUCGGAUGAAAGCGGGGAUUCCAUGGCCAUGUUCAAGCGGAUUCAGCAAAAUAGCCAGCGUCAUUAUAAAUGCGUAUUAGUCCACGAUGAUCUCGCGGCCAAUGUGAUCCUGAUCAAUGGCAAACUCUUGUGCAAGUCGGCCAAGGAACACCCCAAAUCGAAUGUUGUGAUCCGCAAGGAAUCCAACCACGCCCUUCUUCCCCUGGAUCUCUCGGAGAUUGAGAAAGCCGUGGGAUCAUUGACGUGCAUGUCGUUGAGAUUCCGUAAACCCUCCAAGAUUGGCCCCGCCAAAUUCUAAGAGAGCUCAAGAUUGCCAAAGUUUAUACACGUCAUUCAUAUCCCGUAAAAUAUAUAAAUAUAUAUUGAAAUUAUUUCAAAAUCUGGCAAGUCUCGACAUAUCAAAAUGGAAUU